UCCUCCAGCAACGGCCCAGCAUCUUUCAGGGCUCCAACGGGACCAGCGUCAUCAGCCCGCUGGAUCCGUCCGCCCAGCUGCGCAUCAUGCAGCUGCCCCCCGGCGCUCCCUCCAUCACCCAAGGCCUGCCAUCCUCCCGCUACAGCACCGCCGCCGACGCAUUGGCCGCUCUGGUGGACGCAGCCGCCUCCGCCCCGCAGAUGGAAGUGGCCAAGUCCAAGGAGGGAAAGCACGACGGCGGCGGCCGGAUAGAGGAGAACCCGGGGCGCAGGUCCUCGGUGGUCAGCGAACAGCCGCCGCCACCUCCGCCACCGAUGGAGCAGAAGGCGCUGGACGGGGAGAAGAGGGGAGCUUCGGGUCCUUACGUCUCCUCGGCUUCGGCGACUUUCUCCGCCAGCAAAUCCCAGAACCUGCCGUCUUCGGCCAUCUACUCCGAGGCCGGGAAAGACAAAGGGCCCCCCUCCAUCUCGAAGUACGAGGAGGAACUCCGCACGCGGGGCAAGACCACCAUCACCGCCGCCAAUUUUAUCGACGUGAUCAUCACACGGCAGAUCGCCUCCGACAAGGACGCCCGCGAUCGCGGCUCGCAGAGCUCGGAUUCGUCCGGCAGCCUAUCCUCGUCUUCGCACCGCUACGAGCCUUCGAGAGACGCCAUUGAGGUGAUCAGCCCCGCCAACUCCCCAGUCCCCGCUCAGGAGAAGAUGUCCCCUUACCAGCAGGAGCCCCCCAAAAUGAACCCAGGAGAAAGAGACUGCGGCCGCCAGUACGAGGGGUCCAGCCAUCCUUACAGACCCGCGCAGGAUUCGCCCUCGCCACAGCAACUGCCGUCCCAGCAGCAGCCCCAGGCACCCCCAGCACCACAGACGGCCCCUCCACCCGUCCAGACUCACCGCGUGAUCACCUUGGCCGAUCACAUCUGUCAAAUCAUCACGCAGGAUUUUGCCCGCAGCCAGGCGUCCAACCAGCCUUCCCUUCCGACUCCCACCAGCACAUUCCAGACCUCGGCUCUGACCUCCGUCACCACGACAAACCGGGCCAAGGCUUCGAACCGCUACAGCCCUGACAUCCAGGUGCAAGCCGCCCCCCACCAGCGCCCGGGGUCCCGGAUGUCCCCCGAAAACCUCUCUGAGAAAAGCAGGGGCAGGCUUGGGAAGUCCCCUGAGAGAAGCCACGUUUCCUCGGAGUCGUACGAGCCAAUCUCUCCGCCGCAGGCGCCAGCGGCCCACGAGAAACAAGACAACUUCCUGCUUCUCUCGCAAAGGCCGGAGCCUUCGGAACAGAGGACAGACUCCCGUUCUCCCGGCAACAUCACCUACCUGCCUUCCUUCUUCACCAAACUGGAGAAUACCUCCCCGAUGGUGAAGUCGAAGAAGCAGGAGAUUUUUCGCAAGCUGAACUCGUGCGGGGGGAAUGAAUCCGAUAUGGCUGCUCAGCCUGGGACAGAAAUAUUCAACUUGCCAGCAGUCACCACUUCAGGUUCGGUGAGCGCCCGAGGCCCGUCCUUAGCCGAUCCCGCCAGCAACCUGGGUCUGGAAGACAUUAUCCGCAAAGCCCUGAUGGGCAGCUUCGACGACAAAGGGGAGGACCACAGCCUGGUCAUGGGGCAGCCCAUAGGGUUGGUGCCUAGCGGGUCCAGCGGAUCAUUACCAACGAACAGCGAAACUCGACGGGAGGAAACCAGCCCCUCCCCCAAUCCUGGUGGGGGGCUCAGCAAGCAGAAGCUGAUGGGGAAAUCCGGGGGCAGGAAGUCCAAGUCCCCACUUCCUGGCCAGGGCUACCUGGGAACGGAGCGCCCCUCCUCGGUCUCCUCGGUGCAUUCGGAAGGGGACUAUCACCGGCAGACCCCCGCCUGGUCGUGGGAGGACCGGCCUUCUUCGACAGGUUCCACGCAGUUCCCCUACAACCCGCUGACCAUCCGGAUGCUGAGCAACACGCCCCCCACCUCCAUGGCCUGCGCCCCCCCCUCCGCCAGCCAGGCCGCCGCAGCCGCCGCCGCACACCAGCCCAGCCGGAUAUGGGAGCGGGAACCGGCCCCUCUGCUCUCCGCCCAGUACGAGACACUUUCCGACAGCGACGACUGACACGGACGGACGGACGGACGGACGGAACGUAGCUUGCCCUGCUUUGGGGAAGAAAAAAAAAAAAAACGAGAGACACGCACACACAAACACAAAAAGAAAGAAAGAAAGAAAGAAAGAAAGAAAGAAAGAAAGAAAGAAAGAAAGAAAGAAAGAAAGAAAGAAAGAAAGAAAGAAAGAAAGAAAUAUUCAGCAGGGAAGUUUGCAAAAUGGCUGCAUUUUUAUUUUAAAAAAAAGCCACAAACUGCCCCACACGCCCCGAGGUUGUCGGAAGGAGAGAAAUACGGGAUUUUUUCCCCUUUUUCCUCCGCCGGCAUCCCGAAGAUAAAUACGUGUAAAGAGUUUUUUUUUGGGGGGGGGGUUCUUUUUUUAAAAGAGGGGGAAAAAAAUAAAUAGGACGUGUUAUUCCCGACCUCUCUACGAAAAAGGAAGAAGAAGAAAAAAAAAAGAGGAAAAAAAAAUUACCUUUCUUCUGUAAAUAGAAUAACUUUUUCUGCAGUGUAUUUCCGCACGGCCACCCCUCUUCCCCCCCCCUCCCCACUUCCACCCCCCCACCCCCCACCCCCCACUCACUUUCAACCCUGGCUAGACUUUCUGGUGUUCAAAAUCAUUGUUGUAAACUUUGGGGGUCAUUAUAUAUAUAUGCAUAUAUAUAUAUAUAUAUAUAUAUUUUUCAAGGCCUUGUCUCAAGAGUUAAGACGCUUCCGAAAUUUUGGGGGUGCGAGCAAGAGGACGCCCCUCCCCCCCUUCCUUUUGCAUCAUCUGUCUGUAGAAAUGGGGAGGGGGGGCAGAGAAAGAGAGACCUUUGGGGCAUCACCCUUUGUCUUUAGGGGAGGGGGCAAUUUGGCCCAAACAGGUUGCUCCUUCCUUCCUCCCUUUUUCCUUCCUUCCUUCCUUCCUCCCUCCCUCUUUCCCUUUUCCUUCCUUCUUUCCUUCCCUCCUUCAGUCAUUCAUUCCUCCCUCCCUCUUUUCCUUCCUUUCUCUUUUCCUUCCUUUCUUCCUUUUUACUCUUCCUUCUUUCCUUACUCUUUUCCCCCCUUCCUUUCUCCCUCCCUUUCUUCCUUCUUUCCCUUUUCCUUCCUUUCUUCCUCCCUCUUCCCUUCCUUUCUUCUUUUCCCUUCCUUCCUUCCUCUUUUCCCCUUCUCUUCCUUCUUUCCUUACUCUUUUCCCCCUCCCUCCUUCCCUCCCUUUCUCCCUCUCCCUUUUCCUUCCGUCCUUCCUUCCUCCCUCUUUUCCCUUCCUUUCUUCCUCUUUUUCCUUCCUUCCUCUUUUCCCUUUCUCUUCCUUCUUUCCUUACUCUUUUUUCCCCCUCCCUCCUUCCCUCCCUUUCUCCCUCCCUCCCUUUCCCUUCCUUCCUUCCUUCGUUUCCCCCUUCUCUUCCUUCUUUCCUUGCCCUUUUCCCUUUCUCUUCUUUCCUCCCUCCCUCCCUCCUUCUUUGCUCCCUCCCUCCGUCUUUCCGUACAUAGCACCCCGCUUGCUCUCCGGCACGACUUGCCUUCUCCCCCCACCCCAAAAUCUAAACCCCCUGCCCUUCCCCCCCCUCCUCCCCCUCCUCCCUCUUUUUCUGUGGUUGUUAAAAAACUUGUGGAAAAGAUGUUUUGUUUUGUUUUUUUCCUUUUGAAAACUGACCCCCUUCCGCGAGAUCUGUACAUUUGAAAUCUCCGGUCUGCUGGAAUAACCGAGAUCUUUUUCAUGAUUAUGCCACGCUGUCAUUUUAAUUUUUUGUUUUGUUUUGUUUGCGUUGGUUUUCUUUUUUUUCCCCGUACAGUUGAUUUUGCUCCGCAACACUGGGGAAAAAAACCAUUGCAUGGGCCUUUCUCUCUCAAAAUGUCCAAGCUUUAUUCUCCUCCUAAUUUUUUUUUUUUUUUUUAAUUUUCUUUUUCAGCCCUUCCUUCCCGUAAACUCUCUUCUCCUUUUCCUGUCUUCCCUCCCAAACCAUCAGCUGCUUUUUCUCCGGAUCGAAAGCAAAAGGUCCGGUCGGUCUCCAGCCGGAGCGAGGCCAAGUCUCAAAUCUUGUUCCUUCCACGGAAAUCUCUGCAUCCCAAAUUCACAUUUCUUCCCAUAUAAAAAAAAAAUAAAAGAAAUAAAUUGUG
Pantherophis guttatus is the source of this 4171-nucleotide messenger RNA. The record is from RefSeq and is a predicted model, not a curated record. NCBI's taxonomy places the organism in Eukaryota, Metazoa, Chordata, Lepidosauria, Squamata, Colubridae.